UCAAAACACACACACAUACUCACACCGUUGUAUUUCAUAAUGUAAUGGAGCUUAAUUUAUGGAAACAUUAGACGUAUUUGAUCCUGCGCAUUAUUUCUGGUAUAUUUGGACUAAUCGGACAGGUAAUAAUGCUGCUGGCUCAGAUAAAUCAGUCAGCAGAUUUCCAGCAUGAGGAUGAUUCUCAGGAGGUCACGCUCUGCCUAACGGAGACUGUGGGGAUUGCAGAUUGUGAUCAGAGCAUGGACACGGUCAGUUUGCAGGCUGUGACUUUAUCAGACGGCUCCACUGCAUAUAUACCUCACAAUCCUCAAGACAACAGUAUAGUUGAAGGCCAGGUGAUCCAGUUAGAAGAUGGCUCCUCUGCUUAUGUGCAACACAUUGCGGUUCCAAAAGCAGAUGAGCCAAACAACUGGAUGGGCUCCUCUGUCUGUGAUGUUGUUGGUAAUGAGAGUUUGAGACUGGAGGAUGCUCAGACCGUUCAGCUGGAAGAUGGAACUACUGCCUAUAUCCACCACACCACAAAAGAUGUGUAUGAACCCAGUACACUGCAGGCGGUGCAGUUAGAGGACGGUUCCACUGCUUAUAUUCAGCAUGCCGUUCAGGUGUCACAGCCAAACACCAUUCUGGCCAUCCAGGCAAAUGGCACAGUAGCAGAUUUACACACGGAUGCAGCCAUUGACCAGGAAACAAUGAAUGCUUUGGAGCAGUACACGACCAAGAUUGAGGAAAUUGACUCGUACACAAACCCUGAGCUGAUCAGCAAUGAUCCUCAAGGUGUUGUGGAGAUGCAGAUUGUUCUUCAGGGUCAAGGAAUUCGGCGUAAUGUGCAGUCGCCCGGGGAGAAAUGUUUCCGGUGUAAUUAUGACGGAUGCGGAAAGCUUUACACCACUGCUAAUCAUCUUAAGGUACAUGAAAGAGCACAUACAGGGGACAAGCCAUACUGUUGUGACUUACCUGGCUGUGGAAAAAAGUUUGCAACAGGUUAUGGUCUGAAAAGUCACAUCAGGACACACACUGGAGAAAAACCGUAUCGCUGUCAGGAGCUGGACUGUAAAAAAUCUUUCAAGACCUCAGGGGACCUUCAAAAACACACCAGAAUACACACGGGAGAGAAGCCAUUUCUAUGUCCUUUCCCGGGCUGUGGGCGAUCCUUCACUACCUCAAACAUCUGUAAAGUGCAUGUUCGCACGCACACAGGAGAGAAACCGUACCACUGCCCAGAGCCAGGCUGUAAUCGGGCCUUUGCCAGCGCAACGAAUUACAAGAACCACAUACGGAUCCAUACAGGUGAGAGGCCGUACGUUUGCACAGUUCCUGGUUGUGACAAGCGCUUCACGGAGUACUCAAGUCUAUACAAGCAUAAUGUAGUGCACACUCCCUGCAAACCCUACAAGUGCAAUCACUGUGGAAAAACCUACAAGCAGAUUUCCACACUGGUCAUGCACAAGCGCUCCGCACACAACGACUCCGAGCCUAUAGAAGAGGAGAUGGAGGGCUAUUUUGAGCCACCUUCAGAGGCUAUAGAUGACCCGUCCCUCAGCGUCAGCCCGGUGAAGUGUGAAGACUCUGGUCCUGAAAUGACUUCUGAAAUCUCAGAUGUCAGCGAACAACAGCACGUAACGCUUAUCACACAGGAUGGAGGUUCACAGGCUAUUGGAAAUGCAAUCACUAUGGUGACACAAGAUGGCAGUAUGAUCACCAUCCCACCCACUGAAUCUUUGCUGGCAUCAGCGGAGGCUCAUUCAGUUACUGUAGCCACAGAGGAUGGGACUGAAAGACAGAUGACUAUUAUGAUGCCUGAAUUAACAUCUAGGAACACACAGGAUGGAUUAUCAGCACAUCCCAUCACACUUCUGGCUACUUCUAAUGGCACACAGAUUGCUGUUCAGCUCAGUGAACAGACUUCGCUGGAAGAAGCUUUGAGAAUAGCAUCAUCAUUACAGGCAGAAGAAGCGGAGCUGGCUGAUUAACCACCUUCACCUUGAGACUGGAUUUAGUGCGGAUAGUGAUCACAUCAACUCGUGGAUCAGCUUUUGUAAUUCCCCUGAGUUUCCCCUCAAUUGUACAAAGGUCAAGUCAUGCACUAUAAUAGCAUUUCUAACAGAUUUUGAUCACACUGAUAUAGAUCUCUAAAUGGCAGAACCCUGUUUGCAUUUUUUAAAUAAACUGAUGAUGGUGAUAUU
Messenger RNA from Danio rerio (zebrafish), 2183 nucleotides. RefSeq names its product zinc finger protein 143a (gene znf143a). The record is from RefSeq and is marked provisional. Lineage: Eukaryota; Metazoa; Chordata; Actinopteri; Cypriniformes; Danionidae. Gene Ontology annotation, biological process: regulation of transcription by RNA polymerase II; brain development. Gene Ontology annotation, cellular component: nucleus; chromosome.